AUGAGAUCAUUGAUCAGCGAAGGAAUAAAUAUGAGUAUUCAACUUGAUAACGGAGACACUCCAAUACAUUUGACUGCUGGAAAGGACAAUGUUGAUAUAGUAAAAUUACUCAUUGAUGAGGGUGUUAGUCCGAACAUUUUGAAAAGCGAUAAUUCCACACCGCUUCACGACGAUGCCCAGAGUGGAAAAGAUGAAUCUAUUAAAUUACUCAUCGAACACGGCGCCGAUGUCAAUGCCAAAGACAAGGAUGGAUUGACAGCUCUUCUUUGGGCUUCACAGGCAGGAAAAGAUGAAUCUAUUAAAUUACUCAUAAAAUACGGCGCCGACGUCAAUGCUAAAGACAAGGAUGGAUUGACAGCUCUUCUUUGGGGUUUACAGACAGGAAAAGAUGAAGCUAUUAAAUUCCUCAUAGGACACGGCGCCGACGUCAAAGCUACAACCAAAAACAAUGAGACAGCACUUCAUUAUGCUGCACGGCGGGGUGAUCCACGUGUGGAACUUGUUGGACUUCUCAUCAAAAACGGCGCUGACGUCAAUGCCAAAGACAUUCGUGAAAAUACAGCACUUUAUUGGACUGUAGACGAUGGUAAUCUUCUAUAA
This is a messenger RNA of Sitodiplosis mosellana (orange wheat blossom midge), 600 nucleotides long. Its product is annotated as putative ankyrin repeat protein RF_0381. The coding region runs from base 1 to 600 and encodes 199 amino acids. The record is from RefSeq and is a predicted model, not a curated record. The transcript is spliced from 6 exons. Lineage: Eukaryota; Metazoa; Arthropoda; Insecta; Diptera; Cecidomyiidae. Gene Ontology annotation, molecular function: protein binding.